GGAGGAGGAGGCGAUCUCCGCCCGCUCCUCCUGCCCCGCCGCUUGGGACCCUCUGCGGAUGGCAUGGCACGGCCGCCCCAGCCCGCCCUGGCCGAAGCCCGGCGCUGGAUCCAGCAAGUCACCGGGAAAACUUUCGGCGAUAAACAUUUUCGAUCAGGACUAGAAAAUGGCGUGCUGCUCUGUGAGUUGUUGAAUUCCAUAUUGCCCGGAUUGGUUGCAAAGAUCAACAGAUCGCCAACUCCCAUUGCAGGACUGGACAACAUUGCCUUGUUCUUGAGAGGCUGUAGGGAAGUGGGCCUGAAGGAAUCUCAGCUGUUUGACCCAGGAGACCUGCAGGAGUCUACAAGCCGAACAACAAUUAAGAAUCUUGACGGUAGCAGAAAGCUGAAAAACGUUUUAGUCACCAUCUAUUGGCUGGGGAAAACUGCAAACAACAGCACUCACUUUAACGGACCGCCACUGAACCUGAAAGAAUUCGAAGGAUUGUUAACCCAGAUGAGAAAGGACACGGAAGACGUCGAGAGUCCAAAGCGCAGCAUCCGCGACAGCGGCUACGUAGAUUGCUGGGAUUCGGAGCGUAGCGAUUCUCUCUCCCCGCCGCGUCACGGCAGAGAUGAUUCCUUCGACAGUCUGGAUUCCUUCGGGUCCCGGUCCCAGCAGACCCCUUCUCCAGAUGUGGUGCUGAGAGGGAGCAGCGAUGGAAGAGGAAGCGAUUCGGAGUCUGACCUACCGCAUCGAAAGCUGCCAGACGUGAAGAAGGAUGACAUGUCUGCCCGGCGAACAUCUUACAGCGAACCCAAAUCAGUCGUGCCUUUUAACCAAUACCUUCCCAAUAAAAGUAACCAGACUGCCUAUAUCCCAGCGCCACUCCGGAAGAAGAAAGCCGAACGAGAUGACUUCCGGAAGAGUUGGAGCACGAUGACCUCUCCGCUAGGAGGAGAAAGACCUUUCAGCAAACAGCAUCCUGAAACCAUAGAAGAAGAACCCCAGGUGCCACUCGAUGGGGACCUCGUGAGCAGCAGGACGACCAUUGCCUCCCCCUCCGCGAAGCCUGUGCAGACAGACAUGGGUCCAAAGAACCCUUGGCCUCAGUUUCUCACCUGUUCUGAUAACCAAACAACAGCUCCCCAAAACGAGGAAAAAGGUCCGGAGGAAAUCGGGAAGCUGAGAAGGUUGGAACAGGCUGGUAUUAAGGUCAGGCCAGCAGCUCACCGCUGUGGCGGCAGUCCAAAGCCCGCGGGUCGAGGGGAUGAGCUCACCCCGGACGUCAUCCUCCGCCAAGAAAACCCUUUUAUGUGGUGCUGUCCGCAAAACAAUACGGGCCCUGAAGAGGACGAAGACGGUAGAAUUCCCGACCUAGAGAAAGACGAUUUUGCCGUCCGGAGAGCGAGGCUCAACUGCCGCGAAGCUGCCUUGCCAUUUACUCACUUCCUCCUUCCUCCUUCUGCCAAGAAAGAUCGGAAUCGAAGGGAAGAAAGGAAGAUACGCACAAAAAAUCGGGAACGUCUCAGUGGGAAAAAGAUACCCAUGACUUCGGCCAAGCCAGAGACGCUGAGGGAAGAUCAACGAUCCUUGCAGGACGAAGGCAAAGCAAAAAUUCCUGAGACACAAAGUCAUGGCCUGGCUAAGAAACCAACCCACGUUAGCCCUUCUCAAGCAGGCUUUCUGAGUUGUGGGAAAGCGUCUAUCACCCCAAAAGAUAAAGAGAUCUGGGAUCGACUGAAAGUUUCAGGGGAAAUGAGCGAAAUAUCGUUGCCCGAUUCAGAUGGUUAUAAGUCAUCAGUCCGGGAUGUUUGCGCUGAUGCCCAGCGGCAAUGGUCCAGCGGUCUGAGUGAGUGGCAAGACAAUAGCGAAGAAGAAUCGGAUGACCGCUUCCCAGAUCUUGAAAGAGAUGAUAUGAUGGUUAGAAGAUUCGGGACUUUUCCUAAACCGAUUAGUCCUCUUAUCCCAGCUAACCGUUUAGCGACUUGUAAUGCUCCAUUGAAACGCCAAAGAAAUAUGGUUGGUCAGAGAGAGCCAAAUGUUCAGCCAAAAGCAGAAAAGCCAGAAAGCGUCCUCGCGACAGUUUCGGUGGGAGCCGAACAGUUUUGCGGGGAGAUCCCUCAAAGCCUCGCAACGCAGCCCGCGUACACACCGGAACACAUGAGACGUAGCGCGGCAGGUUUAGCACAAGAGGACGCACGUUCUGUUGUUGACAAGAAAAUAUCGGGGACCCGUGUAAUCCCACCAGAGAAGCAGAAACAUCUGGAAAUAAAUACCAUACAACUUGCCACCCUACAAGCUGACCCUUUGCAAAUAUCCGGCUGCAGAACCCCUGUGUCUGAUGAUACAGAGAGCGUAAGCAUGUUCGACAUGAGAUGCCCAGACGAGGGCACUGUCAAUCAACCUCACAGUAAAGAUCGCCAUGAAAAGUUUCAGAUCAUUCACAAUCAGCUGAAGGAAGACGAGGAUCAAUGGCAAGAUGAUUUAGCCCGGUGGAAAAACCGUCGGAGGAGCGCUUCUCAGGAUUUGCUGAAAAAGGAAGCCGAGAGGAAAAAGAUGGAGCAGUUACUCACUGGAGGAGAGGGAAGCAAUGAGAGACGGAAGAGCAUCAAGACGUACCGAGAGAUUGUGGAGGAGAAAGAGAAGCGUGAAAGAGAACUUCACGAAGCCUACAAGAAUGCCAGAUCUCAAGAAGAGGCAGAUAGGAUACUCCAGCAUUACAUCGAGAGGUUCACCAUUAGCGAAGCUGUCCUUGAACGCUUGGAGAUGCCAAAACUUUUGGAAAGAAGCCAUUCUGUUGAGCCAAAUUCAUCCUCCCCAUCCAAGGACCCUAACCCCCUCCGAUAUUUACGGCAGCAGUCACUCCCAGCCCCAAAAUUCACUGCCAAGUUUGAAGCCACCAUCAUCCCCACCAAUGGAUCAGAGGCCAGCACGUCCACCGGCUCCCCCUCCUCAAGCAGACCCUCAGGCUCCAUGGCUAUGCCUCUGAUGACGCCCAAGCCUUACUCCCAGCCGAAGGAUACCCAGGAGAUUUUGAGAAACUUCAAGGUGGAUGGAAAGAUCUCCGUGAACGGAGAAGCGAGCAACGGCGUGGAAGACGAGCCAGACAAGGACUGCUCAGCCUUUCUCUUUGAACCUUCCCCCAGCCUUUCCACCAAGUCUGACCGCGUGGUCGAAUCGCAGGGGGGAUCCACGGAAGGAAGCGCGGAUUCCGCCACUCCUGAGCCGGUUCAGAAGAGCUUAAUCGAACACGGUGUACAUAGAGAGCAACUUGACUCCUUCACGGAAGAAGCUGAACCAGCCCGCCGAAAAGAGAGAACUGAAUCGGAAGAAACGUUUCUGGGUCCAGACCACGCGGAAUCCAGCACGAUUUUCCUGUGCCAACCUCCUGGCGGCCAACGUGGAGAUAUCUGCCUUCCACAAUCAUUCCAACGAAAAGAGUCACAUCCUGAGCUGAAUUCAACUCAAGAGGCGAAAACCCUUGAAAGAGGAGAACAGAAGGAGAAAGACGCUUCGGUUAGCCAGAAGGUCCAGGUAGAUACCUUGCAGGCUCCGAAACGAAGUGAAGACCUACCUUCUUCUCUUCUGAAGAAGGUUCCGGAGACAAGCCAAGAGGUUUUGCAGGACGCUCCCCUACAAGAACAAAAUGCCGCCGCCGAGAACGGGGACACGUCAAACCGUUCGACCUGCUGGUCUUGGGAUCCAGAAGAGGAACGUCGGCGCCAGGAACGGUGGCAGCAGGAACAGGAACGUCUACUUCAGGAAAAGUAUCAGAAAGAGCAGGAGAAGUUGAAAAAAGAGUGGGAAAAGGCACAGAAGGAAGUUGAAGAAGAGGAACGCAAAUACUACGAAGAGGAACGCAAGAUUCUUGAAGAUACGGUGGUUCCGUUCAUGUUGGCUUCAGGCUCUACAGAACCCUUGUCUACGUCGUCUUCUCUGACCGAUGGCAACAGGACUAUGAAUUUGAUUGACCUAAGUUACUCGGAAGACGAUAAGAAGCCAAACGAAGAGGCAAAACUGAAGACGUUAUCCUGUGAACAAGAUGGCGCAAAAUACAAGGAGUACCAACCGCGAGAGGAGAACGCGAGCACUGUGAAUCAGGAAGAAUAUCUCGAAGGCCUGAAUUGGACACAGAAAGAGCAAAUCCCCAGCCCAGGAGACAGAUCACCCAAGAACAUGUCUCUGCCACUAUGCCCAGAUGUCCUGUGGAACCAACCACUACCAGCAGAACGGAGUCCUGGCAUUUCAGACAUCAGACAAAAAGAUUCACAGCCGGGGUAUAAUUUAAGCCAGCCGGUCAGUUCCCCAAAAGAAGUUAAGAGGCCAACUUCCCAAGGCAGCUCCAGAUCUGGCCCAUCGUCCCCACGUUCUCCCACCGUCCAAAGCCAAUCGUCUAACAGAUCCGUCAGUGGGAAGAAACUCUGUUCCAACUGUGGGCUCCCCCUCGGAAAAGGAGCCGCCAUGAUUAUCGAAAGCCUUGGUCUUUUUUUCCAUAUUCAGUGCUUCAGGUGCGGAAUUUGUAAGGGACAACUUGGAGACGCAGCAACCGGAACGGACGUCCGGAUCAAAAACGGCCUCCUCACCUGCAGUGAUUGUUACAUCAAAUCCAGAACUGCUGGCCAGCCAACCACUUUGUGACCCGGAUCUCAGUUCCGCGUAAGAUGUUCUCCAAGGAGGACCAUCAUCCUUUGAGUCUUGAGGCUGUUUGCCAUAAUGGCGUGUAAGAGCUCAAAUCCAUGGACUCCGUAGCUCUUGGACUCCCUCUCCAAGCUCGUGGGUCGAAAGGCUCAAACGCCUCUUUCUUCACGCGAUACAUCCUUUGAUUUCCUGCGUUCACUUACGUUACAUGUAUGAAGUCUGCGGCUGCACGGUUAAGCACUUUUCCCUCCCAGCAAAGCGCCUUCCAAAAUAUCGGUCGCGCUUGGUUUUUCAAACCCGAUAUUUUGAAAGGAACGAAGAGGCAAUAAAUGAUGUUUUCAUUUCCUAGAAGCGGAGAAUUUGAAGUUUUAACGCAAACUUAGCAGAUAUGCAGAUAUCUGCAAAACUUUGUAGAUACCCUCUAAUAUGCCAAUAUAUUACUUUCAUUAACUGAGUUCUCGGGAGGAGGUUGAGCAGCAUCAUAGAGAUCAACUUUUCCGUUUAUUACUAAAGAGGUAACUUUUUUAAUACAGACUAGUUUGAUAAAACACGUUGUAAUUCUUGAAACCUUUUACUAAAUAUUGCCUUCCGUGGAGGGUAAGGAUUCUCUCCAUAAAUUAUUUCCCCUUCAGUCACGCCGUCUCCGAAAACCUAAAACCGGGCUUCUUGUAGUAACAGAUCAUCUACAUAUAAUGUUGGCAUUUUCACAAAAACCAAUCCUAUAAACAUUCGGCGGUUCUCCCCAACUAUCUGACAGAUGGCACCUGGUUUGUUUGUUUUUUAAGCCGACUUUUGCUAACCGUUUCAGGCAGUGGUGGGUUCCUCCCGGUUCAGCCCGGUUCGGCCGAGCCGGUAGCGGUGACAAUAUGAUGUCACCGAAACGGUUCUCUUUGUUCAGGAGCUGGGCCCUCCCGCCCCGCCCGCAUUAUUCUUACCUUUUAUUUGGCCCCGCCCCAAUCUAUUCGCUGCCUCCCGAGUCCCAGCUGAUCGGCUAGAAGGAAAAAAACUGUUUAAACUCUUGCCGCGGGGUUUCAAAGGGCCGCCCUACAGCUGAUCAGUGUUAAAAGGCAGUGUGAUGGUAGACGGGACGCUCCAAAAACGAAUGAGUAGACCGGUGUCUCCAAAAACGAAUGAGUAGACUGGUGCCUCCAAAAACGAAUGAGUAGACCGGUGCCUCCAAAAACGAAUGAGUAGACCGGUGCCUCCAAAAACAAAUGAGUAGACCUGUGCCUCCAAAAACAAAUGAGUAGACUGGUACAGCUCUGCAAGCAGUUAAAAGCCUGGUAGACCAGUACCUCUGCUAAAUCCUAAAGAAUUGUCACAUGACCAUCAAACCAUGCCCACAAAAUAAGCCACGCCCACAGAACCGGUAGUAAAAAAAUUUAGAACCCACCCCUGGUUUCAGGUUUAAACUUAAGAUAAAACUCUGUGUUUCAUUUUUUUACCGGGGAAAAUAAAUAACAUUACCACGUCCCUUUUGCAGUUAUUCUACAAUGAGGUUGAAAUCUCAGUAACCAGUUUAAAGUGGUAGGGAAUAAUUUGAGGAGAUCUCCAAAAUUUCCGAUCCUUCUCUGCCAGUGGUGGUAUUCAGCCGGUUCGGGCGAAUUGGUGGUAAAAUUAUAUGAAACCCACCUCUGCUCUCCAGAGAAGUGGUGAGAGUGUAAAAUGGGCUCCCCUUGUAAUAAAUCUUAAAUCCACCUUAAGAGAAACCCUGAAUUCAGGGGUGAAAUGUUCCCGGAUCGGACCGGAUCGCACGAUCCAGUAGCGAUCUUGGCUGAUGGUUCAGCGAUGACACCGCCCGGGUGUUAUAACCAGAAAGUAAUGUGUUUUUUACCUUCUGCGCAUGCCAGUACAGAUAGUUCUCGACUUACAACCAUUCGCUGAGUGACCAUUUAGAGUUACGACGGCACUGAAAAAAGUGACUUAGGACCGUUUUUCACACUUAAUGUGUGAUUCACUGAACGAAUGAAUUGUUUCCUGCAAAAGCCCACUCCCCGUUCGUUCCUCUUUUGUUUCCUGUGGGAGGGGCCAAUCACCUCCAAGGUGUGGCUUUACUCCUGAGUCGACCCUGCUUUCUUAGUUGUUCUUGUCUUCUGGCAGCUCUGUGCAUGUGCACACUGGGAACAGGCUUCAGCUGUUCCUCUGCCUCACUGCUGUCUAGCUCCCUCUCUGCCUCCGACGCAGAGCCCUCAUCCGAGCUCUCCCCAGCCCCCAGGACUGGCCCAUGUUCCUCCCCAACCUCCUCACUGUCCGACUCUGCUGCCAGCUCCGCUGACCGUUGGCAGAUCACAACAUGUCUUAAUGUUCCAAAGGGAUGGCUGUGCGCUAUUUUGGGCCACAGGAAAAAUGGCUACUGGCAUUGCUUUGAUCAUCGCAACAGCUGUUAACAUCUGCUUUGUAAAAGAAAAAGGACAUUUUUGUGUCUGACUUAACACAGAUGUUUUUGUUUGCAAACCUUUACAUCUCUCGUUAAGUUGCUUUUUGGGAGGAUGUUUAACUUGGAAGUGGGGAAUACAGAUUAAUUGUAAUAAGUACAUAUUUUUGACAUCUGUACGGAUGGUGGUAAGGGAAUCGCUAGUCACCCCAGUGGUGUGCUUUGGGUUAAAUUGUGGUUUCUGUGUGUAUUUUCGCCACCCCUUUUGUGGCGAGACAUGAAGAACGAGGAAGUGGUACUUGUAGCUUUUGGAUUUGUGCAUGCGCAACCAUGAUUUUGUUUCCAGGAUACAAUGUAAAGAGAUUUGGCCAAGUUCUUUGAUCACAGUGGGCUUUUAUGUGGAUCUACACAACUUGGCACAACCCACUGCACACUUGGGUGUGUUUAAGCUCUUUAGAAAAUAUACAGAUCAGCACAUCUGGAAGGAGCAAAAAACAUGAUUUUGGGGGGCGUGAACAUGAUAUGUUCCUUGUUUUUAAAAAAACUUGGCCAAAGUUACAAAAACUUCGGCGUUCUUUUGUCUGUGAGGCUUACUCAGAAGUAAGUCCAUUAAUCACCUUGGGAUCUCUUCCCAAAUUCCCGAAGAAAGGAAGGCACCCAUUGAAGUCCUACCUGCGUUCAUUGAGAGCAAAAUAAUAAUCGGCGCUCACAGAUCGACCGACCCUUUUCAUGCCUUUUUAAUAAAAGAAACUAGAAGCGAAAAUGCCACCAUGAACGUAGCUGCCCGUUGCCUUCUUCAAGGUAAAUUAUGAGAUGGAGCCAGCCAGCUUUACCUGUAACAAAAUCUGAGUUACGGUAAUCAGUUAUGGAUCCAAGCUUCUGUUUGUGGAAUCCUUAAUGCUUUCUGAGCUGGCUGCUUUUCUUGCAGACGUUUCAUGACCCAACUAGGUUAUACCAUCCAUGGAAGGAGGGAGUGGGGUUUGGUGCAAGUAUCUAGAGCAGCAUCUGGAACUGAUGACGUGAUCUAAUUGAGUCAUGAAACGUCCACAAGGAAACCAAUCGGGGUGAAAUGCUGUCGGUUCAGACCAGUUUGCCCGAACCGGUAGUAAUAUAAUGCUACUGAUUCGCACGAACCGGUAUAUCCUAUCACCACCCACCCAACUCUGAGAGCACCCAACACUUCUCUGUUCAACCCUGAGCUACGCAUAUUCUUUUCUACAGAGCUUCUUUUAUUUCUCCAUAAUGACCGAUUAAUCACCAGCAUAGAUUAAAAUACCCCGGUUUUCCUUCAUAUUUUUAAUUUUUCAUGACUCUUAAGAAGUUCGCUCGCUCUUCAGGCCCCACUGAUUCUGGCUGAUGUGAAUGUGACCCAUAUAUUAUUUCAGUUGUUUUGAGGGGGUGGGGGGAAAUUAAGAGCAGUGUCAAGAAAGAAAAACAAUUCACUAUAUAGCGAGUUGAAAUAUUAAACACAUGUUUUUAAAGAGUGAUUUACAUGGCAAUAUUAUAAAUGUAACGGGGUGGUUUUUUUUUUAAGCGUUCCCAAAAACUGUAUGUAGCUUUCCGUUUCUUUCGAUGGCAGACAUAACCGUGUCAUAAUUAUUUUUAUAUCUACUUCAUUCUCAGCACUUCCUAGUGACCCAUUAUUCUUGUUAUUUAGAACUAAUUCUGUACCCAGUAUACUUGUUGAUAUGGCUGGUAAGCCAAAAUGGCUUCAGUUACGGACAGGAUCACCAAAGUCUCAAAAUACCAAUUAUUACACUAAUCUCUAUUAAUGAUAUUUAUUCUAAAAUGCUCUGGGAAGUAAGAAAAUUGUCUAAAAUGCAACUGCUUUUAUAGUAAAUGUUACAUUUAUAAAUAAACAUGGAUUAAAAUGGG
Molecule: messenger RNA, 8869 nt
Organism: Pantherophis guttatus
Lineage: Eukaryota; Metazoa; Chordata; Lepidosauria; Squamata; Colubridae
Gene: LIMCH1
Product: LIM and calponin homology domains 1
Biological process (GO): regulation of focal adhesion assembly; positive regulation of stress fiber assembly
Cellular component (GO): stress fiber
Molecular function (GO): myosin II head/neck binding
Source: RefSeq, a predicted model, not a curated record